ACUACUAUUACCAUACCAAAAGAAAUAGAAAACAAAGAAGAUUUUGGGUUCAUCCAUACAUUGAAAGAAAUUUUCAUCAUCGACUAUUUGUUGCCGCGCGAGAAUUGAAUCUUUCUGAUGCUAAAUUUGUAUGCUUUUAUCGCAUGUCUAAAGAUAGUUACUUACAAUUAGUACAACUGAUUUCUCCUGCCAUCCACAAAAAAAAUACGAAUAUGAGAGAGUGUGUCAAUGCUGAGGAGCGGAUAUUAAUUACUCUCAGAUACUUAGGUACUGGUGGAACAUUUUCAUCACUUGCAGUUUAUUUCGCUAGAGGGGAGUCCACAGUUGGUGGGAUUGUGUCGGACACAUCAAAAGUGAUUUGGGAAGUGUUGAAGGACAAAUACAUGCAGGUACCGAAUAGAGAGCAGUGGACAGCAAUAGCACAACGUUUUGAGACUCUCUGGAAUCUUCCAAACUGCAUAGGAGCAAUCGAUGGCAAACACGUCAGAAUUGAGAAGUUUGCGAAUAGUGGUUCUUCCAAUUUUAACUACAAAUCAUAUCAUUCGACAGUGUUAUUGGCUUGCUGUGAUGCUGACGGUUUAUUCACAAUGAUUGAAACGGGUUAUGCCGGAAGAAAUAGCGAUGGAGGUAUAUUCAGGGCAUCAGCAAUGAAAUAUUGGAUACAUCGUGGUGAACUUGAUAUUCCUACCCCCUCACUAUUGACUUAUGAUGAAAACUACAGCUCAUUUCCAUAUUACUUUGUUGCCGAUGAAGCAUGUCCGUUGUCAAGAUAUCUAAUGAGACCUUACCCUCAAAGAGUUUUGGAUAAUGUAAAAAGAAUAUAUAACUACAGAAUUAGCAGAGCAAGGAAAACCAUUGAAUGUACUUUUGGAAUGGUAUGUGAAAAGUUUGCUGUUUUAAAUGGUCCUAUUCGCAUUAGAGAGUCCGAAAAUGUGAACUUCGUCAUCAAAGCCGCAUGCGUCCUCCAUAACUAUGUACGAAAACUAGAGGGACUUCCGUACGUAUCUACCUAUCCCCAGGACUGUGAACCCAAGGACCAAAUCGAUGUAAGAACUACUGCACAAAAUAUGACAAUAAACGAAACCUCUUCUCCAGCAGCACUUAGAAAUUAUUUAGCAAAUUAUUUUCUUACCCCACGAGGAUCUGUGCCUUGGCAAUGGAAAUAUGCUAUUAACUAACUAACUUAUAAUUAAUUUUGUUCAUUUACUAAUUACAUAAUUUUCAUGUUAAACACAAAUUAAAUGUUUUACGUAUUUUUAGCAAUAACAGAACUUAUUUUUCUUUAAAUUAGUAUGGUAAUUGAUAGCAAUAAUCUUCGUAAAAGAAAAUAAAAUAAUAAAAUAAAUGAAAUAUUAUUAUUAUUAUUUUAAAUCAAUUGUAGCUAUAAUAUUUAAUAUAUCAAUAUUGGCACCGAUUCACGGUGUUCAGUCAUGUGAAAAUAGAAAAAAUAAAAGAAAAAAUAGAAAAUAGACAAAAUUCAGUACCAAUGUAUGAGAGAACCAUAAAUUAUAUUAUUAUGUUGUGGCAUUUGUGGGUUUCACUAAUUUAAUCGAUUAAAUUCUAUAUUUAAAAUUAAUAUUAUGAAUAAUCAAUAUUUUUGUUACUAAUGUUUAUAAAUAAUAUAAUAAUAUAAUAUAAUUUAUA
This is a messenger RNA of Metopolophium dirhodum (rose-grain aphid), 1644 nucleotides long. RefSeq lists its product as uncharacterized. The record is from RefSeq and is a predicted model, not a curated record. Bases 144 to 1178 code for a protein of 344 amino acids. The transcript has 2 exons. NCBI's taxonomy places the organism in Eukaryota, Metazoa, Arthropoda, Insecta, Hemiptera, Aphididae.